Messenger RNA from Rhincodon typus (whale shark), 1350 nucleotides. RefSeq names its product TBC1 domain family, member 13 (gene tbc1d13). Gene Ontology annotation, molecular function: GTPase activator activity. The annotation marks the transcript as partial. The transcript has 13 exons. The record is from RefSeq and is a predicted model, not a curated record. Gene Ontology annotation, biological process: activation of GTPase activity; intracellular protein transport. Lineage: Eukaryota; Metazoa; Chordata; Chondrichthyes; Orectolobiformes; Rhincodontidae.
UGGAAUUUGAAUUCAAUAAAUAUCUGGAAGAUUGCAGAGUUCAGAGUUGCUCUGACUGAACCAAAGAUCAGCCUUACCAAGCUGCAGGAACUUUGCUUCAAUGGGAUCCCAUCUGAAGGGGGGCUGCGUUCACUUUGUUGGAAGAUCCUCCUCAAUUAUCUUCCCACCGAGCAGGCCCAGUGGAGCUCCUUCCUGAAGAAGCAGAGGGAGAUAUAUGCACAGUUCUUGAAGGAGAUGAUUAUUCAGCCUGGGAUCGCCAAAGCAAAUCUGGGCUUUAUCAGAGAGGAUGUCACGCUAGAAGAUCAUCCCUUGAAUCCAAACCCUGACAGUCGAUGGAACACGUACUUCAAGGACAACGAGAUUCUCCUGCAAGUGGACAAAGAUGUUCGACGCCUAUACCCAGACAUGGCAUUUUUUCAGCGUCCCACUGACUACCCGUGUCUUUUGAUCAUGGACCCCCAGAAUGAGUUUGAAACGCUUCGUAGGCGGGUAGAGCAGACCACACUGAAGUCUCAGACUGUUGCACACAAUCGGAGCGGCGUUACAAACGUUUCCUCCCCUCGCAAGACAACAUCAGCUAAUGAAUACGAAGUGCUUCCCAACGGCUGUGAGGCUCACUGGGAGGUGGUCGAAAGAAUUCUUUUCAUCUACGCCAAACUGAAUCCAGGAAUUGCUUAUGUUCAGGGCAUGAAUGAGAUCGUGGGGCCAGUUUACUAUACCUUUGCAACAGACCCUAACACUGACUGGAAGGAACAUGCAGAGGCAGACACAUUUUUCUGCUUCACAAACCUGAUGUCAGAAAUCAGGGACAAUUUCAUAAAGAGCCUGGAUGACUCUCAGUGCGGGAUCAGUUAUAAAAUGGAGAAGGUUUAUUCAACAUUGAAGGAGAAAGAUGUGGAUCUUUACCUCAAACUGCAAGAACAGAACAUCAAGCCACAGUUUUUUGCCUUCCGCUGGCUAACGUUAUUAUUGUCACAAGAGUUCCUCCUCCCAGAUGUCAUUCGAAUAUGGGACUCCCUCUUUUCAGACAUCGGCAGGUUCGAUUUCCUUAUCCUGGUCUGCUGUGCCAUGCUGAUUUUGAGUCGAGAUCAGCUGCUUGCUGGGGACUUCACUACAAAUAUGAGGCUGCUACAGUGGAAAAUUGCAAAUGAUUUUGUCUUGAGUGACCUUGAUGUUGAUGUAGAUGCAAAAAGGUUUGGGAUUGCUGCCACUAGAUACUUUGCCAAACCCAAAUAUGCACAGAUAGAAAAGGAAGGUUUGCUGGUCAUCUUUGGUGUGAGAAGGUUCCACCAGUACAUUUAUGGAUGGGAAUUUGUCGUAGUAACAGAUCACAAACCCCUGCUAGUUUAG